GUUACAAUUUAUCCCCAUUACGAAACGUUUCAAUUGAUGAAAUUUAAAAACAAAAAAACAAAAAUACUUUUCAUCCCUCUGGAAAGUAUUUCGAUAUAAUUUCCAUUUUUUUUUUAAUUCUCCAUGGAAAAAUAAACAUCCACUCGUUUACUAACUUUGAUUUCAAAAUGAAACUAAAAAUAAUCAUGUUGUGUCUGCUGCCUUGUGUUUUGUCCUUUGAUAAUAAAUUAGAUUCACCGUCAAAGAGAUUUUUGGCCUCGCUCUCCGCAUCUGAUAGAGAGGACUAUUUGAUAUUUGCUCUUGCAAAAGGAUACUCGACGUUCAAUUCCAAUAAUCGCAAUAAAACUGUCAGAAAUUUGAUUUCCAGAAGUUUAAAGAAUUAUCCGGAAACUAUUAAUAAAUUCGAGGAACUGCAGACACCUGAAAAUUUCGAAAAUAAUUUCUACGCUUAUGCAAAAAAGGAUUAUUCACUUUCCCAACAGAAUGUUAAAACCCUCAUUGACUCUCGAAGAAUUUGCUUCAACCGAAAAAGAUGCAUAAGCAUUGAUGAUAUCGGAAAUAUGUGUUGUCCCUUUUGACAAAUUAGUAUUAAAAAGUAUUUUUUAGAAUAAUUGUUUUCUAAGUGACUAUAUUUAAUAAUAUUAUGCUAUUAAUUUUAGUACUUAUAAUAAUAUUAUUUUAUAAUUAGAUAAUAAAAAUUUAUAAAAAAUUGUGAAAAAAUGA
This is a messenger RNA of Leptopilina heterotoma, 723 nucleotides long. RefSeq lists its product as uncharacterized. The coding region runs from base 168 to 578 and encodes 136 amino acids. The record is from RefSeq and is a predicted model, not a curated record. The transcript has 4 exons. NCBI's taxonomy places the organism in Eukaryota, Metazoa, Arthropoda, Insecta, Hymenoptera, Figitidae.